UAUGGAGCAAACUGCUGAACAAGCAAGUGAUAAUAACGUCUGGCAUGAAGAUGACAACCUAGAUGUGACUAAUUUUGAUACAAUGAUUGAGAACAUGGCGAUGGAGUAUCCCUUCGAGCUAGAUAUUUUUCAGAAACGAGCUGUUUAUAGGGUUGAAAACUCUCAAUCAGUUCUUGUAUCUGCCCAUACAUCUGCAGGAAAGACAGUUGUUGCAGAAUAUGCUAUUGCAAAGUCAUUGCAGAAGCUGAUGAAAUGAGUCUAUACUUCUCCAAUCAAAGCCUUGUCUAAUCAGAAAUACAAAGAAUUUAAAGAGAAAUUUGAAGAUGUAGGUAUCUUGACUGGAGAUGUCACACUGAAUGAAGAAGCUUCAUGUUUGAUCAUGACAACAGAGGUGCUUCAAAGCAUGCUCUAUAGAGGCUCUGAGGUCAUUAAUGACAUUGACUGUGUCGUGUUUGAUGAAGCUCAUUACCUCGCAGAUCCUGACAGAGGAUACGUGUGGGAGGAGGUCAUCAUUAUGCUUCCUGAGCAUAUCAAUAUCGUGCUACUUUCUGCAACAAUUCCAAAUUACAAAGAGCUAGCUGACUGGGUCGGAAGAGUCAGAAGGAAGAAGGUCUACAUAGAGAUCACUUAUUACAGACCCGUUCCCUUAAACCACUACAUCCUAAGUGGCAGACAAAUGGUUCUAAUAAAAGAAGGAGACAAUAGUUUCGACAGAGAACUUGUGAAGAAAAUCUUUUUCGAUGCUCAAAUCAAAAAGGAUAAAGCUAGCGCUAACAAGAAGGGAAAAUUCUUACUUGACAAGAAAAAAGGAGGAGACAAGGUCAAGCAGGAUGGAGCCAAAGAGGGUGAAGAGCAGAAGGUUUCAGACCAGCCUGUUGACAUUGAUGCUAUUAAGAGCCAAAUUGCUCUCCCAGAGAAGACAAAAUUGACUGCUAAUGAGAAGAAAUACCAGAAGAGAGCUAAGAGAUUAGCUAAAAAGAUGAAGCUCAAGCACCAGACUGGAGGUGGCGGAAAGUUCAACAAAGACCAUAAUGACUUGAAGCAGAAUGUAUCCCUCAUUGUUGAGAAGGAGCUCUACCCUUGCGUGGUCUUUGUCUUCUCAAAGAAACAAUGCAGUGAGCUCUGCAUGGGAAUGAGUGGGAUAGAUGCACUCAACAGCAGAGAAAGAUCCCGGAUUAAAAGAUUCAUAAAAAAAUCUUUGUCAAAACUUGAAGAGAAAGAGAGAGAAAUCUACCAAAUUAGGGAGAUGCAAUAUUGUCUAGAGCAAGGAGUUGCUUAUCACCAUGCUGGGCUUCUGCCAAUCCUAAAGGAAAUCGUUGAGAUCUUGUUUGCUGAAGGGCUUAUCAAGGUACUAUUUGCUACAACGACCUUUGCUAUGGGACUCAAUAUGCCUGCAAGAGCUGUCAUGUUUAUGAAACUCGAGAAAUUUAAUGGGAAGGAGGAAGUCUUCCUACAAGCCUCAGAAUACCUACAGAUGGCUGGAAGGGCAGGAAGGAGAGGAAAGGAUGAUACCGGAUACUCUCUUUUGUACUUUGAAAAAGCAGAUAUGUUCAGACAUCAAGGUAUAGCAGAUGAAAUGCAGGAUAUGAUGGAUGUCAAAUCUGGAAGCCUUGAGAGCCAAUACAAGCUGACAUAUAGAAUCAUUCUUUUUGAACUUAGCAAAGGUGAUAAUGGUAUGGAAGCUAUCUUCAAAGUCAUGAAGUCUUCAUUCCUUCAAAAUGAUAGCUUCAAGGAGAAAUUAUUAGAGCAACAGAUUAUCAAAAACCUUGAAGAUAAACUAGAUUCUCAUCAAGAACUUGAGCCCACUACUUGUACAGCAGAAGAGGUGAAGGAGUAUAAUUCAAACCUUUUGGAGUUAUUCAACCUGAAUCAUCAAUGGGUUUCUUCAGCAUCUCCAAAGACUAUUUGCUUCCCAGCAUUGAUAGAGUUCACGAUGGAUGGGUAUAAUUACCACAUCGGAACUGCUAUCCAGAACGAUAAGGCUAACAAGGCUUUGGUGAUCCUAACAACUGACAAAAUAGAGACCUGUCCCUAUGAUGAAGAGACCAAGAAAGAAGCCGGUGAUGCUUCUUACAAUAUUGUCCCAUACAAGCAUGUCACUAAGAGUUUUGCAAAUACUCUAAAGACUGAAGUAAGUUAUAUGGACUCGGUUAGGCUAAAGUAUUCCUCAAAGCAGGAUAUCCUUGAAGAAUUAGAGACUAUUGAUAAAGAUUCUCUGAAGGAACCCAGAGCUAAAAGAGCCAAGAAAGGCAAAGGCAGAGGUAAGAAAGGCGGUGGUGGCGGUGGGGGAGCUGCCACUGGUGGAUCCUCUGAAAGAAGAAAUGAGCUUAUUCAAAUCCUUAAGAGCUCUCCUGCUUUCUCUGAUCCUAAAUUUGCUGAAUUGCUGAAGCUAAUCAACUCACAAGCUACAACUCAGAAGGAAAUGAACAAAAUGGUUAGAAGUUCGAAGGAAGAUACUUUGCUUAAGAAUGAAGAAUUCACCAGUAAGAUGCAAGUCCUCAAAGAGCUUGGCUUCAUGAAUAAGGAAGGAGUCCUUUCCGAAAAAGGGAGAUUUGCACAGCACAUCAGCUCAGCUGAUUUAAUGAUCCUCACAAUCUUUGUAUUUGAGGGUGGGUUCGUAGACCUUCCUGAUGAAGAAAUGAUUGCUUCCCUUGCCAUGACAAUGACCAAGGCUGGAGGAGGUAAUUCUGAUGAUCUACAUCCUGAUUAUCUCCCUUCUUCGUUCUUUGAAAACAAAACACUGCUAGAAGAAAUUGCUGGAUCAGUAAUUGACUGUGAGGAGAAAUUCGGAGUCAAAGACGAGCAAAAAGAAGCAGAGAAAAGACUUAACCAGGUAUUCCCUCUAGUAGCUUAUGAAUGGGCCAAGAAGACUCCUUUCCACGAGAUCUGUAACAUCUCAUUCCAGGAACCUGGAACGAUGAUCACUGCUCUUAGAAGCUUGGUCAAACUCUGUGAAGAAAUGAGCCAGGCCUAUCUUAUCAUUGAAAAUGAGGAAGCCUCAAAGAGAUUCACUAAACUUUCAGAAGAUAUGAGAAGAGGCAUCUUGUUCAUGCCAAGUCUGUACUAUGAGGACAAGAAAAAGCAAGAUGAGAAGAAAGAUGAAAGCGAUGAAGAACCAACUGAAAGCGAAGAAGACAGUGACGAAGACAGCAGUGAUGAAGAUGACAAUGACGAAGAUGACAAUGAUGACGAAAAGGAUGAAUAA
Messenger RNA from Moneuplotes crassus, 3205 nucleotides. Lineage: Eukaryota; Ciliophora; Spirotrichea; Euplotida; Euplotidae. The record is from the annotation of a GenBank genome assembly.